This is a messenger RNA of Aspergillus piperis CBS 112811, 932 nucleotides long. RefSeq lists its product as uncharacterized. The transcript is spliced from 3 exons. The coding region runs from base 266 to 688 and encodes 140 amino acids. Lineage: Eukaryota; Fungi; Ascomycota; Eurotiomycetes; Eurotiales; Aspergillaceae. The record is from RefSeq and is a predicted model, not a curated record.
GAUUCCUCCAACCAUAAACAAGACAUCUCAUGCUGCCGCAACCUAUGAUCAUCGACUGAUUGAUUGAGCCCUCUUCACCGUCUCGCAUCGAUCGCCACUUACGUAUGCCCUUAAUUCUCGGUAUUGUGUAGACAAAGGGAAAGCUAUAUACAGCACAACUACCACCAUCCCGACCGUCUAAAAUCUCAUCUCCAAUAUCCACUAACGCAGACAAUCGCCUCAAUCGCCUCACCAUACUCUAAGAGCAAGCCACAGGAUCGCCAACAUGCCCCUCUUUCACUCAUCCUCCCACUCCAGCUCCGACCGGAGCAGUAUUGACGACCCCAACACCACAUCCUCUCACUCUCACCGUCGCUCCCGCCGCUCCUCCGGCUCCCACUCCCACUACUCAUCGUCAUCCACUUCUCCUUCAUCCUCCCGCCACCACAACCACUCCCUUUUCGGCCAUAGCCGAAAGAACGAAGACCCAUCCAUUCUUGCCGCCAAAGAACAGGUUUCUCGCGCAGAGGCGGCUGAGCGGGAGGCUGAUAGGGCACUGAUGGCUUCGAAACGGGCAGUGCGUGAGGCCAGAGAACAUGUGAGAAGAUUGGACGAGGAAGCGAAGAUGGAAGCACGCGCUGCGAAAAUGAAGCAGGAUCAGGUGAAGUCGAUUACGAAGAGGGCGAAGCCGUUGGGAAGACAUGUGUGAGGUCACUUUCUGAUAGUCGAUACGGACCUUGUUCAACAGUGGAGGGUAUGGCAGACUGAUUAUAUGACGUUAUAAUUCUCAGCAUGUAUUUCUAUCGUAUUGUUCCUUUAUAAUCGGUUCGGGUAUCGCUUCGUGGGAUUCUUUGCAGGAUACGACUUAUGAGUUAUGAUGAAUACGUUUCUUAUGUUUGUAUUAUACUUGUGGGCUUACUUGAAUAUCAAUUUGCAUAUUAUGACGAAACAAA